AUGGCUAAUAGCCGGACACUUCAUUUGACUUCAAUGUGGUCACUGGAAGACCAAGGAAUCCCAGAAAUCCGAGACAAACUCAAAGCAUUGAAUCCCGGUGCUUCGAUCAAGGUCGAAUAUCAACGUGAUAAACACAUCUUGGUUGUUACGGGUCAAUUCGAUGAGGAAUUUGAUGUCGAAAUCACAUCGCUGCUUGCGGAUUACAUUGAAGAGCAUCGCAAUGAUGAUCUGCUCGAGACGACGAGAAUUCGUCAACUUCCAAUCUCUACCUUCUCCGACCCCAAUCCCUUUCCUAGCCACGGAAGCGAUGCGCUCCCAGAGACGGAAACCCUAGUAGAGGACAUUGCCCCGGUACAACCCACUAGCGAUGGACUCAUUGUCAAAUUCUGGUAUCCCUCGCAGAUGGGAACGGGCCCCAUCUCUCAUGACUCGGACGCUCUUCUACUUCGCAUUUCCAAAAUGACAAAAACACAAAUCACAGUGGAGGGAGCCCGAGGGCUCCGUAUCUCUGCACAAUACAUGAACAACAUUGAUGAGGCAAUGGAUAUACUCGACUGCCUCGAAGAAUGUUUGGAUCUCAUUGAGAACGCAAACCGAGGACUGAUCGUCUUUACUCCACAACGGGAGGACGCUACCUUUCGCAUCAUGACAUAUGCACAGAUCAGCGCCACUGCCUUGUGGCGUAUUUUAAUCGACCGAAAUGCCUCUCUUCGUCUCCCAAAGAUAAUGACUCUGGUCGUCUGCGAAUUCGACGAGUCAGCUAACCAAUAUUGUCCACUUCGCAAACUUCGUCAGCCACCGCAAGUGGCCCGGAAAGCGAGCAUUACUAGAGACUGGGAAGAUUAUCAUUUUCCAGAGAUCGGUCCGAGAAACGAUCCCCUUCUGGGGGAUAUUGAUCAGCAUAUCGCGCCUAAAGGUGAGACCUCUUACGAGAGGAAUGACACUAAGCACCCGUAUCUCUCGACUGGUAAGGUAAAAGAUGUCGACAAAUGGAUCUCUCGGGGUGUCGCCAAACGGCCUAUGGCAAGCAACAUCCAUACAAGAGCAUCACUGGAAGAUGAUACCACCUCCCCUACGCUUGAUAAAUCCAAGCUCCAACCUGCGCCCAGCGUUUCCGCCCCACGGGAGAAGAGACAGUCCGUUUCAUUCAAGCCCAAUCCCGCUGGCGUCAAAGGACGCGUGAUUAUGCUACAAGAUGGGACUGUACCCAUUAACCAGUCUCAACAAGAAAAGCCAGACACUCCUCAUAGCCCAAAUAUCUCUCUGUUUGGCAGACUCAGCUACAGAGAGAGAAUGAGGGAGCAACAAGUAGCCGGUUCGUCUAUCUCAGUUCCUCAACAAAAAGGACUGGCGAGUAUGGUCCGUAGCGCAGCUGACUUUACUGCUUCAAAUGCAGCUUCCAAACAACCGGAAACAAUGUCUGAGGCAAUCGUCCCUGUGGCUUCUAUCUCUACUAGGGAAUCAGUUUCAAAUGCCACCCCUCGUCGCCCAGUCCUAUCCACUCAUCCGGGCACAGCACCCAAACAGCCGGGGGAAACGUCCCAUGAUUUGGCUAUCUCUCCCGCUAACCGAGAAGAGAAACUAACUAGCCCUCUGAGCCCACCAAUUCGUUCUCCAAGAGUCAAGAAGGGCCAGCUUUUCGGCACACUCGAGCCAGUGAAUUUACAGGUGAAUACAAAGGCUCAAGGGCGAAGUGUUGAUUCAGUGAUGGGAGAGAUAAAGCUAAUUCUUGAGAAGACCAAGAUCACGAGGGAAACUGGAAUAGACGAAGUGUCCAACAAGCCAACGAUAAGGGAUCAAAAGCAGCCAAGUGCCACAUCCACUCGGCUGGAUCGCAGCGAAAGAGAAAAGGAGAACACCAGCCCCCUCAUCGAUCUUGAUUGUGAAGUGAGCAGUCUCAACAGUGGCUUACAACACAUUGUUGCGUUCGAUCCGCUAGCCACAGUCCGAUCAAGUGGUCCGGAGCAAUCUACAUAUGCUCAGCAUGGUCAAUUACAGCAUACCAAGGCUCGCAAUUUUACUGAAACUGGUGAUAUUUUCGAUAUGCCCAAUAUCGAGGAUACAGCUAUGCAGCCUCAGCUAACUGAGAGUUUCUCUCUUUAUCCCGACCUAACUAAAGAUCCGAUGCUGCUCCGUGCAACGACUCCAGCCUCUGUUACUAGUGAGCCUGCCCAACUAGGGCUCGCUACAAGUGCGCCAUUGCCUGAUUCGGAAGUUUCUGGCUCCGAUCAUAAGAGCGCCGCAUCGGAAGACGAAAAGGAACAUGAACAGGCCCCUGGAUUCCGCAGCAAGGCCGAUGAGGUAGCACUGGAAUAUUUGCUCCAGCAAAUCAAGGAAAAUUCUACUCCAAGAAUUCCCAGCAUUGAGGAGAUUGCGAUACCUCUUGAUGCUAGCCUUUGUGAUCCUGCACCUCGAGCUCUGUCUUUUAGCUCUGGUGGCAGUGCUCCGCACGGUGGUAUCCAGCAACGUCAACACGUUGGUCAGUGGGUUGAGAAUGUGCCAUCUCUUCGCCCGGACCUCAUUGAUAUCUCACCUCAGAUGCUUUAUCCUCGCUUGCCUAAUCUUUUGCAAUCGAACUCUGAAGAUGGUGAGCAAUAUACGGAAGCAAAAGUUAUUGAAAAGCUGGCUGUCUCGGACGAAACUGAGACAAGAGAAUUCCAGAGGUCAAUGUAUCAUCAGCGGCCUUGCGACAAAUCCUUUCAAUGGGUGGAUGAAGUGACUAAGGCAGUGGGAAGGGCAAAGAUUGAAGUCCACACUGCUAAUUCCGGGGAGGGAAAGGAAAACAGCGCAACCAAUGCAGAGAACGGAGAGAACGUUCAAGCCCCCAUUGCUAAUAACUGGCAGCGAAGAACAGGAUCAAAAGCAAAAGAAGCACAGCCACAAAAAAGCACUGCUUUGUCCAUGAAGAUGGCUGCGAAAUUAAGAGAAAAGAAGCAGAUGCAUGAAUCAACAGAGAAUUUGUUUCGUUUCCUUCAACCAAUCCUUGAUGCGGUUCGCAGCUUCCCUGGAGCAAUGAGCCUUGAAAUCCAGUUCGGGCUUAUGUUCAUGCCCAGCCUGCCGGCUUCAACCAAAGAGAGGGAGAUGAGCUACAGGGAGGUUCACCAGCUGUUCUUCUCUAAGAAUAACUUGACGCCGCCUCCAAUCUCAUUCUUCGAGCGCUUGACUACAUCUCCUGCCGAUAUUGACUACCUCAUCGAUUUGGAGGUCAACCAAUCUCGUCUGUUCGACCGAAAGUACAGCCACCGAGGCGUAAAGUACGAAUUCUGGUGCCGCGUUGGUCCGAACAGAACCAUUGUUAUUUCAGUCAAUGAAUAUGGACACGCUAUGAUCCGCUAUCCUGAGGUCUCCCUAGGCACUGUGCACUUGAGUUGCCCUUCACAAGUCUGGGAUGCAGCUGCUAGGGUACAUGGCUACGUCGAAUACAUUACGGGGGCUGACCCGGAGCUUGACGAAGCUGCACGAAUGAUGGCGAGAAGCAUCCGAGUAGAGCCAAACAAUAAACAUCUCCGUAUGUUGGUCCGUGUUCCUCCGGCGUCAAAAAUCAGAAUUGAGAAGGUGUUCAUGGAACGAUGGAGCCGUCACCCUUAUCGCUCGGAAAAGAGCAAAGACUUGUUUCUCCAAAUAAGCGAAAGCCAAGAACUCCUCGCCACCCCAUCCAUCUUGGAUCCUGGUAUCAUGGUUUUGCAGAACGCCUCGCUUGAGAAGAUGGUCAAGGAUGGAAAGCAGUGGUGGCAGGCCUCGAUUGUCAGCAGCAAAGUGGAGGACAUCAUGAAAUCAAAUUCCUUCCUUGAACCCGGUGAUCGCAACGAGUCAUGGUGUGCGACAGAUCUUCUCGGUGCAGAUGUCAGGAGGGUCCUUCCCUCUAAUGCAAACCAGAAGCUGAGCACCCUCGGAGGCGAAGUCGGCCAUUCAGGAAUUGGAGCAAUGUUGCAACUUGCCAAAACCGUGGUGCAGAAAAUCGAUGCUGUCGGGUAUUGGAACAGAGGUCCUGCGAGUCUUGACAAGCGCGCUAACACGUCGAUCGGUCGCAGCCAGGGUGGUACAGGUAUGGUCAAGGCGCCAUCCACCUUGGGCAAACAAAUGGUUCCCUGGAAUCAGCCAACUGAAUUGAAGGGAAAGCACAAGUGGUGA
Molecule: messenger RNA, 4131 nt
Organism: Penicillium psychrosexuale
Lineage: Eukaryota; Fungi; Ascomycota; Eurotiomycetes; Eurotiales; Aspergillaceae
Exons: 6
Coding region: 1-4131 (1376 amino acids)
Source: RefSeq, a predicted model, not a curated record